Papaver somniferum (opium poppy) is the source of this 993-nucleotide messenger RNA. RefSeq lists its product as uncharacterized. Bases 1 to 993 code for a protein of 330 amino acids. The record is from RefSeq and is a predicted model, not a curated record. The transcript has a single exon. NCBI's taxonomy places the organism in Eukaryota, Viridiplantae, Streptophyta, Magnoliopsida, Ranunculales, Papaveraceae.
AUGGAAACUGGAUUCCAGAAAUAUCAUGAUAUGAAGCUGACACCAUUGAACAUACAGCUUACAGAGUUGUAUGAGAAAAUCAUCAAGGAUUUGAGCCCCCCUCGUCCUUUGCCAACCGAUACACGUGAUAAACGUGAUAAGAACAAAUACUGCAAGUUCCAUAAAGACCAUGGUGACAAGAAUGAGAAUUGCCGCGCUUUACAGAUCGAGGUCCAGCGGAUGAUAGAUGCUGGAAAGCUACAAAAGUACGUGAAUAAGGAUUUUGGAAAAGGCCCUGGACAGUUUGGCACAACACAUGUGAUUAACGCCCAUGUGAUUAACGUCAGUCACGCCAGGAUCCAUUCAAUGACCAUGCGGGCAUCGAAAGAUGAGAGCGGUAGAAAGCUCAGGCAUUUAAAAGAAUGGUACUUAACAAAUCAUAUCGAUUUUGUCAAUGGAAAUGGAGAAGAAAUUCGGGAGCUCGGGUGCACAAAGAUCAAGUUCUCUGAAGCAGACAUGAUAGGUGAAUAUGCUCCACACAAUGAUGUUGUCUUUAUAAUUGCUUGGAUUGGCAUGUUUCGUGUACACCGGAUUCUAGUGGAUACAGGGAGCUCAGUGAACGUGCUGUUUUCAGGAGCUUAUUCCUCUAUGAAUCUACCACACAACUUGAUCGAGGAGGAUGAAAAUCCAAUUAUCAGUUUCAGUGGUGAAGUUACAAAGGAGAUUGGAAAAGUGAAGAUACCUAUAACAGUGGCUGACAAGUCUGUUCUAGGAAAUUUCUUACUGCUUGACUGUAGAGCUCCCUACAAUGCGAUCGUAGGACGAGACUGGCUGCAUGAGAUCGGUGCAGUCACAUCCUCAUAUCCUCAAUGUUUAAAUUUUAUUUCCCCUGAAGGGGUCGUAAAAGUUAGGAGUGACCAGAUGGUCGCUCACAAGUGUCACGAGAGUGCUAUGGACGAGUACAAAAAGCCAGAAGUUAGCGGGAACCAAAUCAUGCGAGUCGAGCAGAAAUAG